AUGGCGAGUGGUCUCGAGCGAGAAGUGCUACAUGACGUGGAUCGAAAAUCUAUGGCGAGAAGUGCGAUUGAAGAGCUUCGUGCCAUUGCGAAGCUGGGAGUGCCACUGGCAUUGUCGUCCGCUUCUGGCACGUUGAAUGGGUUGGUGUGCAGCGUACUGUUAGGUCGUUUGGAUACUUUGGCGCUGGCAGCUGUUUCGGUGAGUGGAAUCUGGACCUCCAUCACCGAUGUGCUCUUCUUCUCAGGGAUUGGGCAGCUGUCGAUGUUCUGCAGCCAAGCCUAUGGCGCUGGAAACUACGCCUUGGUGGGCACCUGGCUGCAAAUCUAUUUGGUCUUUGUGACUGCGGCUGGAACUCCUUUUAUGCUCCUGCGCUUUUUGACCAGCCCAGUUCUCCAAGCCUUUGGACUUCAUCACGAUGUUGCUGUCACUGCGGGAACUUACACUGUUUGGUCUCAAGUGGGCUUCCUUUUCGAUAUAUGGUAUGCAUCCAUCAAGGAGUAUUAUGCUUCUCAGCAGAUUACCUUGCCGGCAGCCAUCGUGGAUGGCGGCUUUGUUGUGGUGAACUUUCUGCUGAGCUACGCUGCGAUCUUCUCAUUCAGAGGUGGAAUCAUUGGUGCAGCACUGGCAUUUUCUGUUGGCAAGUUCCUUCGAACUGUCAUCUACAUACUCGUGUGUUGGAGACGAGGGUAUCACAAGCGAACUUGGCCGGGUUGGUCCUACAAGGAGAUCUUCGUUUGUGAGAGGUGGCGUCGUUUAUUAGCAAUGACCAUCCCGGCCGCCAUUGGAGGCUUUGCUGAGGAGUUGCAGUUCCAGGUUUGCACCUUGAUGGCCGGCGAACUCGGUCCGGCCGAAACGGCGGCCUUUGCCCUGGUGAUGAACAUCUUGGUCUUGGCCUUUCUAUUUGCCAUGGCCAUGGGGGAUAGCAUCGGGAUUCGUAUGGCCAACUGCUUGGGUGAGGGCCACGCAGCAAAGGCGGCCUUCACCGCGCGCUUGGGGGUCACUGUGUCCAUCGUGGGCAGUAUCCUUAUUGCAACCAUCGUUUUUGCAUUGGUACCUCUCGUAGUGCCGCUCAUGUCGAAGGAUCCAACAGUUCAACAGCAAAUGAUUCGUCUACGAUGGGCUGGCACCGUUACCAUUGCCUUAAUUGGAGGCGUCCUGCCAGUCGUCACAGUGCUUACAAAGCAGGGCCGAACCAAGAUUGUCAGCAUCACAUUGCCAGUCUGUUGUUGGCUGCUUGGCUUUCCGAGCAGCUACUUCCUGGGAAGAAUCCAUGGGCUGCUCGGGAUAUGCGAAGGCCUCAUCAUUGGCUACUCUGCAGCCUGUGUUUGCUUGAUGGUGGCCUUCGCAUUGUCGAACUGGCCAGCCUUGGCUCUGGAUGCUCAGCGCCGUGCUGAAGUCAUGAAUCUUGGGAUCAGCGAAUGCAGCCGAGUUGGCCUCGUGAGGCUUCGCGCCGAGAACCGGAAAUUCACCAACCGUCUCUGCGGUCUGCAGCUCGAGGUGGAAAGCCGUAGCAAUGCUUUCGAUACCUUCAGUUGGGUCACUGAGGCAGCACACACGGAGGGCCCACGGUUUUGCCGCCCUGUGGCACUUCGUGCCUAUGACAAAGCCGUAUCUUUGCUUCCAGCUUUGGUUGUGCACACCUUGUUGUGUCACAAAGUGCGGCCAUAUCUGCAGUCCAGGUGGCCGCUCAUGAAAUACUUAGCUUUGCUCCUGCCAAAUCCGCAGCGGCGUGAGUUUGCGUGCAAACGUGUGCUAUUACAGCACAUUUUGGAGCUGUCCAAACCUACGACCGAGGUCAUAAGAUGUCCACGCGUGUGUGUGGGCUACAAGGCUGAAACAGUGGUCUCGCUGGGGAAGGGCCGCAGCUGCGUCUCCUCGAAGCUCUCAGUGGAGCGACCCUUGAGCCUUCUGCAGGCACCUGGGCCUCUUUCGGACGUGCAGCGGCGCGUGUUGGCUGCACUUCUGCCCAUGUGCUGCUUGCCGUACGCAAGAAGCUCCCUUCGUGGAAGCACACGGGACUGGGUCAUUGGACUGCUCCUGGCUUGGGGCAAGGUUGCCGCUUCGUCCCUCCAACUGAACUUGCCCUAG
Durusdinium trenchii is the source of this 2088-nucleotide messenger RNA. The record is from the annotation of a GenBank genome assembly. Lineage: Eukaryota; Dinophyceae; Suessiales; Symbiodiniaceae.